Molecule: messenger RNA, 1626 nt
Organism: Glarea lozoyensis ATCC 20868
Lineage: Eukaryota; Fungi; Ascomycota; Leotiomycetes; Helotiales; Helotiaceae
Product: Cytochrome P450
Exons: 3
Coding region: 1-1626 (541 amino acids)
Molecular function (GO): monooxygenase activity; heme binding; oxidoreductase activity, acting on paired donors, with incorporation or reduction of molecular oxygen
Source: RefSeq, a predicted model, not a curated record
AUGUCUCAGAAAAUGGAACUGCUGAUGCAUACGUUGGUUUUUAUAAAUUACAUUUGUUAUGUCCUCCUCGCCGCCAGCGCCAUAUACAGAUUACUCGUAUUCCCGCUAUUCAUAACUCGGCUCUCCAAGAUUCCUGCGGCACAUCCUCUAUGUAAUGUUACCUCACUUUGGAUAUACUACAUUCGUUGGGCCGAUAUCGAGAACCGGACAAUCCAACGUCUCCACAAGCAAAAAGGUCCAAUCUUGAGGAUAGGGCCAAAUGAGCUGAGCGUCAACUGCUAUGAGGAAGGUAUCAAAACGAUAUAUGGAGGCGGUUUUGAGAAGACUGAGUUUUAUCCGAGGAGGUUUGCGAAUUAUGAUGGUGUCAUCAACAUUUUCACCACUCUUGAUAGCAAAUCACAUUCCCAUCGCAAACGCAUGGUUUCAAAUAUUUACUCCAAGUCGUUCAUACUUUCAUCACCAACAGUACAUACCACAAGUAAAGUAGUAAUAUACAAACGACUGCUCCCAUUGAUCCAGCAACAUGCCACAACUGGAAUUUCGAUUGAGACUCUAAGUCUGAAUUAUUCUUAUUCAAUGGAUGCCUUCACGGCUUAUCAAUUCGGGCUUGGGCUCGGUACAAACUUCAUCCAGGAUGUCAAAACCAGGGAUUGGUAUCUGGGAAAUUACUUCGCUAUUCGUCCUUAUAUGUUCUGGAUUGGGGAUGGAUACAAAAUCUGGAGCUUGCUUAUGAGAAUCGGCGUCAACAUCAUACCAACAAAAGUCUUGGACGCUUUUCCUGAAAUCCAAGCUUACAAUCUCGAGCUGUGCGAUAAGGCCGAGGCUCUCCUGUCCGACGCAAGGGCUCUUUCCAUAGAAGACGUUCCCGUCAUUUACUCGCAAGAAAGGUCAGCCAUGCGGAAAGAUAUCGACGCAAAGCGAUUUCAGAAUCCUCAUUUUCUCAAGACAGAGCAAGAUUAUCCGAGAAGGUUGGAGAUUGCAAGUGACAUGUUUGAUAUGAAUGCAGCUGCGCUCGAAACAAGCGGCAUCACUUUGACAUACUUAUACUACGAACUUUCGCGACAUCCAGAACUUCAAACCAAACUGAGACAGGAGCUUCUGACACUGUCGCCUACUUUCAGUUUCCCAGUUCCAGAAGGCCAAGAACCAGAACUUCCAGACUCAAAAGAGGUAGACCGCUUACCCCUUCUCGAUGCAAUUUUGCAAGAAACACUUCGACUUUAUCAAGCGGUUCCAGGUCGUCAACCUCGAAUUACUCCAGCGAAAGGAUGUACACUAGCAGGCUACUCUGAUAUCCCAGGUGGCGUGGUGGUUCAAUCUUACGGCUCAGUACUGCAUCGAAAUCCUGCGGUGUUCCCCGACCCGGCAAACUGGAAACCGGAGAGAUGGUUGAAUGCUGGCGAAGAGGAAUUGAAGGAGAUGAAAAGAUGGUUCUGGGCUUUUGGUAGUGGUGGGAGGAUGUGUGUUGGCACCCAUGUGGCUAUUCAUAAUAUGAAAAGUGCUAUUGCCGCCAUUUACACUAACUACACCACUACCGUGGUUUCUGCUGGAGACAUGGCACAGAGUGAUGGGUUUAUGGGUGAUCCGGUCGGAAAGAAUGUGGUCUUGCAGUUUUAUCACGUCUGA